AUGAAUGAUAAACCCAACAAAUGGAUUUUUAUCCCAAUUUUAGCCAUUCUUUUUGUCAUGAUUGGGUACCAGUAUGUUUGUCCGGCAGGCGGUCAGGCUUGUCAUUUCAGGACUGGAGACAAACUCGUGAGGAUCGCUCCUCUGGCCACCCCGGACCCAACCACCGACGACCUGUACCGAGAGCAGGACCCGGAGGAAGACAACCCGCCUAAAUGCGCAUCCAAAUUCAACUUUACGGAACGCGACCUGACGCGCGAUGUAGAUUUCAACAUCAAGGGAGACGAUGUGAUUGUGUUUCUGCACAUUCAGAAGACGGGAGGGACCACAUUUGGCAGGCACCUGGUCAGGAAUAUUCGCUUGGAGCAGCCGUGCGACUGCAAAGCGGGACAGAAGAAAUGCACGUGCCACCGGCCGGGUAAGCAGGAGUCCUGGCUCUUCUCGAGGUUUUCCACGGGCUGGAGCUGCGGGCUGCACGCGGACUGGACGGAACUGACCAACUGCGUGCCGGUGAUUAUGGACAAAAGGCAGCCUCCAAAGCGCAAGAGGGUGUGCAGCUACCUCAGCCGGCGGAUAGAGCAAGUCA
Messenger RNA from Danio rerio (zebrafish), 583 nucleotides. RefSeq names its product heparan sulfate 6-O-sulfotransferase 3b (gene hs6st3b). Lineage: Eukaryota; Metazoa; Chordata; Actinopteri; Cypriniformes; Danionidae. Gene Ontology annotation, cellular component: membrane. The record is from RefSeq and is marked validated. Gene Ontology annotation, molecular function: sulfotransferase activity; heparan sulfate 6-sulfotransferase activity.